UGAAAAAGGUGUGACGACAUAGAAAGCAUCACAUAAUGGGGGACAGAGAAUGGAUGGAGAAAAGAGAGACACGGCAGAAGAAGGGACAGAGCUCGGCGAAGGGGUUUGAGGAGAGAGGAAAAUCAAAAUUAAAACGCCCUAAACUCUUUUUGUAGAUAUUUUUAUUUGUAUUCAGGGAGUUUAAAAAUUAUAGGCCUCUUGGAGAAAUAAAUCAGUGGGGACGAAUUUUAAAUUGCGUCUUUUUCGGAAUUAAGUCAGCAACGGAAAGCUCAUUAAACAAUGAGUUCACCGUAGUUAAACUCAAACGGGGAUAUGGCGAAUUUAGAGUUCGGAUCUCAGCAGUCAUGUUCCGGCGGCGAUUCCCCCGCGAUGGGAUUCGAGAAGGAGAAAGAUUCCGGUCAUCACGCUCGGUGCAAAACCGGCUCUCCGCCGCUGCAAACUCAGCUCUCCCAACAGGGUAUGGAGGGAAUCAAAGUUUAUUUGCACGAGAGAGAUCUGUGGGCGAAAUUUCAUGAUGUCACUACAGAGAUGAUCAUCACUAAAGCUGGCCGACGAAUGUUUCCCAGCUACAAGGUGAAGGUAACAGGCUUAAACCCCAAAGCAAAAUAUAUCUUACUGAUGGACAUUAUUUCAGCUGACGAGCAUCGGUAUAAGUUUACAGAUAACAAAUGGUCCAUCAGUGGUAAAGCUGAGCCGGCGAUUCCAGGCCGACUGUAUGUGCACCCAGACUCACCGGCUUCAGGAGCUCACUGGAUGAGACAGCUCGUCUCUUUCCAGAAGCUCAAACUCACCAACAACCACCUGGAUCCUUUCGGACAUAUCAUUUUAAAUUCCAUGCAUAAAUACCAGCCUCGCCUGCACAUUGUUAAGGCAGACGAGAGGAACAGCUUUGGCUCCAGCAACACAAGUUUCUGCACACACUCAUUUCCUGAGACGACCUUCAUCGCUGUAACUUCCUACCAGAACCACACAAUCACUCAGCUGAAGAUUGAGAAUAAUCCAUUUGCUAAAGGUUUCCGUGGAAACGACAAUAUCGAAUUGCAUCGCAUGUCCCGUACACCAAGUAAGGAGUAUCCACUUGUACCACGUAGUACUGCAAGGCAGCGUGCAGCUCCACCCUCACCUGACUCCUGUCUCUCUCGGUCAGAAUACACUGUGACACAAAAGCCCAGCCCUGGCUACACCUGCUCCGACAUUUCAGGUGACCACACCCUCACUGAAACCCCUCCCUCUCAUGACCCCACCUACCACCUCUUCACCUACCAGCUCUCUCCGGAGGCGACCCCUGUGCACAGCGCCCCCUGCAGUAUGGACACCGCACAGCACCAGCCUUGCAUGUAUGGAAGCUCUCAGGUGGGCUUGGAGGACCUCAGGUGGGCGUCUUAUACAGACAGCACAACUUACCAAAGCUUUUCUUCAGCUAAAGAAAUGGGUGGUACCUUUGUUCCCCCCACUGACCUCUCUCAGGAACUGUAUCCACAAUACACCUGUGAGGUGGGUGUCCAGUCACACUGCAUGAUGACUGAUUUCUCGCUUUAUGCUUGUAAUCGAUCAUUCAGCCAAAACCAACAACCAAACAGCUGGUGUGGGGGGAGCUGAGCAAGUGUGCCUGAUGUGUGUGUGUGUGUGUGUG
Sinocyclocheilus rhinocerous is the source of this 1633-nucleotide messenger RNA. It is a transcript of the gene tbx5b, whose product is annotated as T-box transcription factor 5b. NCBI's taxonomy places the organism in Eukaryota, Metazoa, Chordata, Actinopteri, Cypriniformes, Cyprinidae. Gene Ontology annotation, molecular function: RNA polymerase II cis-regulatory region sequence-specific DNA binding; DNA-binding transcription factor activity, RNA polymerase II-specific. The record is from RefSeq and is a predicted model, not a curated record. Gene Ontology annotation, cellular component: chromatin; nucleus. The coding region runs from base 313 to 1599 and encodes 428 amino acids. The transcript is spliced from 9 exons. Gene Ontology annotation, biological process: cardiac left ventricle formation; regulation of transcription by RNA polymerase II; positive regulation of DNA-templated transcription.